AUGAAGCCAGCAUCCAAAGUCUUUGAAUACUUGAAUAAAUAUAAUUACUAUCUUCCUCAAGAUUUAGAAAAUGUUUAAUAAUAGUAAAUAUCAUUUAUUUUUCUAGUUUCUAUGGUCAAAUGGUUUAACAUUUAUAAUUAGCAGAUAGCUUUAAAAAUUCUUUCAUUAGUCAAAUAGCAUAAAUUAAUCAAAAAGCAUAAAAAGAAUCAGAAUUUAGAUAAUUAAUACGUGAUACUUGGCUUGGAUUCAUUAAUAAAAUACCAAUUACUUCCAUUUGUUAAAUGUCUAACCAAUAAGAAGUUAAGGAUAUUUAAGAUUUCAUUUUGAAAGUGUUAUUGGAGCCUAAUACAUUUGAUACUGUUUAUGUCUAAGAGUUAUUAGUGAAUUAUGAAAACUAUAUUUAGUCUGUAUUAAAAUGAUUAUAAUUUAGAAUAAAGGCUUAGUUUAAGUAGUUGUAAGAAAUAGAUUUAGAAUGACAAUAAGCAAAUUGAUUUGUAGUAGAUUCAUAAAAUCAUUGGAUGAAAAAUAUUAAUAAAAUUUUCAUUAAUUUUUGUUUGAAACAUAUCUUAAAAAGAUAGAAAAAUUAGAUCAAACUAUAAUCAUUCAAACUGAAUUGUUAACUGAAUAAAAUUUCUAUUAAAAGAUGUUUGAGUUUUUAUUUGAUUAAUAAGAAGUAUAGGGAGCAUUUUUUCAUUUAAUAAAGAAUGUGAUUCAGUUGAUAGUUCGUGAUAUCAAUAUAAUAGGUUAUUCAUUAGGGAUUUUUAAAUAAUUCCAUUAACUUUAUAUAGAAAAGGAUAAGAUUUUAUUUGAAAAAUUUGAUCAUCGAUCGAAUCUAGAUUAAAAUAAAUUAGCAUCUGAAAUAUUAUAAAGAUAUAAAGAACAUGAAGAUUUAAGAGAUGCAAUAAGAUAAAUAGCUCAUAAGAUUAAUUAGACUUAAAAUUUGGAAUAUAAGAUAUUGUUGUAGGAAUUGGUUUAAAAAGAUAUUUAUAAUAGAGAGAAUGAAUAAUGGGUUUGUUAAAUUUUAAGAGAGUUUGAAUAAUAUUAAAUAUAGAGGAAUAGAAAACAACCAAAUGAAAAUGAGAUUUCAUAAUAUUUAAUUCAACUAAGAUUCGUAUUUAAAUAAGAUAGGAGAGGAGAAUAGGAAUAUGAGCAUCCUAAAUUUAAUUUAAUAGUUUAAGAUCAAAAUAAUUUUAUUUUGUAACAUAAAAUAAGUAAGCAAACAAAGAAAUUUAUGCAUUUUAAAGAGCUUUACAAUUAUUUACAAAAUAAUACCUAGAACUUUAAUAAUUGAAUAUACGUUUUUAUAAUAGAC
Messenger RNA from Paramecium sonneborni, 1312 nucleotides. NCBI's taxonomy places the organism in Eukaryota, Ciliophora, Oligohymenophorea, Peniculida, Parameciidae. The record is from the annotation of a GenBank genome assembly.